Neohortaea acidophila is the source of this 1257-nucleotide messenger RNA. RefSeq lists its product as uncharacterized. The record is from RefSeq and is a predicted model, not a curated record. The coding region runs from base 1 to 1257 and encodes 418 amino acids. Lineage: Eukaryota; Fungi; Ascomycota; Dothideomycetes; Mycosphaerellales; Teratosphaeriaceae. The transcript has a single exon.
AUGAAGUCCUCGUCAAUCCUAGUAACAUCCCUCGCUGGCGUCUCUGCUACGCUGACUCCUUCGUACAACACCAGCAGCAACUCCCCCGUCGUUGUUCCCUACGAAUACACCUAUAUUCUCCCCAAUGGCUUUGUCGGAAACGAAAACUACACCUUUGCCAACGGCACAACGACCAACGAUCCUCGCAUCAACGCACUCCUAAAGUCUGCAACACAAGCACCAAUCGUUGCGUACGACGCAGAAUUCAGCAACAUCUUCGGCUCAAAUCCUGCCAUCAAACUCGUCCAAGACCGAAGUGCACAAGACGACAUGUUUGCCCACGAAGCCGGCGUCUGGGUACCCGAACGAAACGAAGUCUGGUUCUCCAACUCCCCCUCCCAACUAGCCGUCUUCCCCGGAACAGUUUAUGUCCUCAGCCUCGAUACUGGGCACGUUGGUCCCCUCAACAGCAGUAGCAAAGUCCGCAAUCCAAACGGUGGCUACUACUUUGAAGGCAAGGUCUACUUUACCAGCAUUCCUGGCCCUGCGAAUGACACCUACCCCGGCGGUAUCAUCAGCGUCGACGUCCACACUCUUGAAACUCAAACGAUCGUGAACAGCUACUUUGGGCUGCACUUCAACGGCCCGGAUGAUAUCGUCUGGGUGUACAACCCGGCCAACCGCAGCGAAAAGUACAUGUUUUUUACGGAUCUCGACUUCACCAAAGCCGCGUAUCCCAACGGGCCAUCACCGAUGCUUCCGAGCAGUGUCUAUCGUUGGGAUCCGCAGAACGAGAUAUUGCGCCCGGUCAUUAGCAGGAAUGACCUGAGCCCCAACGGUAUUCGCGUAACUCCAGACAUGAAGACGCUUUACGUACCCGACUCCUCCUCGGUGUACGAAAGCUUCCCCACGGGCGUCGGCGUGAACUCGUGGCUCGGUCCGUUCAUCUAUGCCUACAAGCUUGACGAAGACAUGCUUCCUUCGAGUCGAACAAUGUUUGGCCAGGUGCGGCUGGGAAUCGCAGAUGGGAUACAUGUUGACGAUUCCGGGCGAGUGUGGACGGGGGAAAGCGAGGGAGUGGUUUGCAGAAAUUCACUGGGCAAGGUGAUUGGCGUGCUCAAUGGCGAGUACUUCCUCGCGAAUACGUCGGCCGAGGCGACGCCGAUUGCGAAUUUCGCAUUGGCCGGAGACACGAUCGUUGUGCUGGCGGGGACAAGGCUGUGGACAGUGCAGGCCGAGGAAGUUUUGGUCUCAUCGAACAGCUCGAAGCCGGAUUAG